AGGGCUCCAGCUGCGGUUUGGUGCCAGCUGUGAAACUGACGAGGGAGCGGGAAGCGGGGCUCGCUCCCUGUCUGGGGAGGAGGCUGCGAGCAGGCGUGCGAGCCCAAGUGUGUUUAAAAAGCAAAGAGCCAGUCCCACCCCCGCCCCGCCCCCGCCCGGGUAGCUCUGCUCCCGGCUGGCUCCGAGUCUAGCGCGCUGCGAGCCCAGCGCUGGCCGGGGCACCGCCAGAGGAGCGGGCAGAGGGGCACAUGCGGCUUCGGUGGUAGGGCGAGCAGCCCGAAAUAAACCAGACCCAGGCAGAACAAAGCUCUGUCACAACUGUGCUUCCUGGUUGUCGCCUCCUGCCUGCAAACCACUGAAUAUUUUCCACUUGAUAUCAUCAUGCAGAAAGGGAGAAACGAGACGCAAUGAGAGAUUCAGAUACCAAAAGAUUAAAGUCAGAUGCUCAUCUACAAACUUCCUAACCAUUGUCCUUCACUGGUGAGAUAAAAGGAAGAAGUCGUGGAAAGAGAGGAACUACACCAGGCUUCAGAUUUUGGACUAUACGGCAAGACUCUGUAAGAUACUCGGUGUUUUCUCCAUUAGGGCUACAAUGGAGACACUGUCCCAGGACUCUCUGCUGGAAUGUCAGAUUUGUUUCAAUUAUUACAGCCCCCGACGGAGGCCCAAGUUGCUGGACUGUAAGCAUACCUGCUGUUCUGUUUGCCUUCAGCAGAUGAGGACAAGCCAGAAGGACCUGAGAUGUCCCUGGUGCCGAGGUAUCACUAAACUGCCACCGGGAUUUUCUGUAUCCCAGCUGCCUGAUGACCCAGAGGUGAUUGCUGUGAUUGCAAUUCCCCAUACUUCAGAGCACACCCCAGUCUUCAUCAAACUUCCUAGCAAUGGGUGCUACAUGUUGCCCUUGCCCAUCUCCAAGGAGAGAGCGCUGUUGCCAGGAGACAUUGGCUGUCGCCUCCUGCCAGGUAGUCAGCAAAAGUCUGUCACUGUGAUGACAAUCCCAACCGAGCAGCAGCCCCUGCAAGGAGGGAUCCCGCAGGAAGUCGGAGAGGAGGAGCAAGACAGGAGGGGCGUUGUGAAAAGCUCCACCUGGUCAGGUGUUUGCACUGUGAUCUUGGUGGCGUGCGUCUUGGUCUUUCUCCUUGGUAUUGUUCUCCACAAUAUGUCUUGCAUUUCCAAGCGUUUCACUGUGAUUUCCUGUGGCUGAAAAGGGUCUGUUCCCAGAAUACUCCGAUGGGAUAAUUAUGGGGUUGGGAAGGUGGUGGUGGUGAUGACAGGCUCGAGUGAGAUGAUGCACUGCAACAUUGACCAAUUACUACAGAACGCUUGACACCGGACAGCUGUUUGACAGUCUAAAGGCAGUCCUAAAAGGCGAAACGUGAGACCUCUCAGCAGAGUACAGAGAAAAUCAUAAUGAGCAUCUGAUGGUAACUGCAUUGAGGAAAACUGCAUGUGUCACCAUCCUCAUUGAUCAAAAGGACUGUAACUUCUAAUGAUUUUUAUCAUGUUAUGAGACUAAAGACAUCUACUUAGCUGGUUAUACUGUAAAAGUAUAUGAUAUGAUCACUCUGUCUUUAAAUGCAGUAGAUUAAAAUCAAAAUGCUAUAUGUAUACGUAGAAUUAAACAUGAGAAUCAGUGUAAGACUCAGUAAAAAUAGUCCAAUGCCAGUCCAUACAUAUUUUUUUUUAAUGGGGGGUGAAAGGGAACUGUAAAAAAAAAUAAUUUAGUUAGUAAGGCUUUUUAUAUAUUUUAAAUUGCACAUUAAUUAAAAUAAGUUAGAAAGUUGCAUAAUAGUUUUUAAAAGGAAACAUUUUACAAGCGGUUUGUGUUUUGUAUCUGAUGUGUGUUUUGUCAUAUACUUUCAUUUUGUUUCCACCUGUAGUGAAGUGUCCUUUCCAAGUGUUUUGUUAAAGCAAGAUCCAAGCAGAGGAGCAAUAAAGUGAACAAAUAGGGCUACCUAAAAGUGCAGCCAAAGCCCUGCGGUGUAAGCCCUGUCAUGAAGUAUGGCUUUGAAGUGUAAACACUGGACAUGCUGUUUCACCUCAGGCAGGCUUCUCAAGGCUCUGGUCUCCUUGGGGAUUAGUGAAGAGAUGGGUCAUAGAAGUGCUGGACAUGCUUCCUACAAGGACUGGAUAGCAAAUUGAUUUUUAGAAUAUGGGACCAGCCUUGCCUCCAUGUUCAGUCAUAUUUGCAGCUGUGUCAUUAUUGACACUACCUUGAUGGAUGCCUAGAUGAUGGAACAGAAAUUGAGGUCUCAUUGUGCCAAGCAUUGUACAAAUAUCAUCUCAAAGGGUUCAUGCUCUACAUAGAUAAGACAGACCAAUGAUGGGAAACAGGUUGAGCAGGGAAAGGGACUUGCCCAAGGUCACAGAUCAGGUCAGUGGCAGGACUAAGAACAGAACCCAGGGCUCUUGAGUCCAAGACUAGUGCUUGAUCCACUGGACCAUGCUGCCUCUCCUAACCCCCUGGCGUCACACUGGUGUAAAACCUGUGUGAGAUCAUAAGCAGGCCCUGUGCCUCCUUUCAGUGAUAUAAACCUUGCUACUCUUAGGGCCAAAUAUGAAACUUCCAAAAGGAAAUGAUAUAUUUAUUACUGCAUGUUGACAGUACAAAGCCCAUGUGACUGCAAUUCAUUGCUCAUAAAGGGCCAGAUAAGGAUACUUAUGCUAACACCUCACUUAGCAAGACAGUUCAUCACCUUUUGUGGGACUUCUUGUGGAGUAAGGUAUUCAGCAUAAGUAAGGGUAUCAGAAUCUGGCUGAAAGUCUGGAUUUGUUUGAUUUUUUUUUUUUAAGGGUCAGAGUAGGAUUUGUGGUAGAAAAAAACUAUUGGUUUGCCUGAUUUGUAUUGCUAGUAUGAAGAAUGAACAAUUACACAGUUGUAAGCACAGUGAACAAUGACCUCUAAUCUAUUACUAAUAUGCUUUCUAAUAGUUAAUUUGAGAUGAUUCAACCCUAUGUAAUAACACUGGAGAACCUUGUUCCAACUGAGUUAGGCGCAUAAAGGAAGUCAGUGGUGUUGCACCAGUGCAACGGAGGAAAAAUUGGUUCAUUAUGAACAUCAUUCUCAUUUGAAAAUAAAAUACAGAGCACAUAUCUUCCUUAGUGCUAGAUUCUCUCUUCUCUCUCUCUCCCCCCCCACUUUAUGUCUGUUCUCUAAAGAAUGGCAUAUAUAUGCUUGAUUGUUAAAUUAUAUAUGUAAGGUUACGCGUGAAGAUAAAGCUCUGGGUGCACUGUGCCUGCUUUUAUCUACUGUCAUUUGUGAGGGCAUAACAAAGAAAAUACCCCAGAGGUGACACAUUUGUUACCUCCUUUUAUCCACUAAGAAAAGCACAUGCAGAACCAUAUGCAAUAUGCAGAGAACCUGGUUUACAAACGCUUCUUAUAAACAUUAUGCACCUGGACAUCAGUUGACCGUGGGGUGUAAUAGGAAGGAAUAUUAAUUCCAAACGCAUGCCGUAUUAAAAUUGUUAAUCUGUGUCAUCGUCUUGUGAGGAAAACUGUAUUUACAUCCAUGUUACAUGCUAGCAUGUAAUGGAGCUGUAGCCGGCUAAUAUUUCUGCCUUCAUAAGACUCCAUGCUAGAAUGCAGUUAAAGGACAUACUGCUCUACUGCCUCGCCCCUUGUAAUCAUGUACCCUCGCAGCACGUGAGGGGGGGUGUGGGCGUGAAAUGCUACCAGAUCAGAAUGGCGGUGCUUGACACUGAUUUUGCACUCACUGAGCACAAGUGUAAAUGGCUAGACAAGAUGCAAGACAGUGGAGUAGAAGGCCCUGUGAGUACAAUACUAAUAAUAUUAACAUUGGAAUGACCAUAAAAUGCCUAACUGAAGCUCUUGACAAAGCAGGUUCUCUUGAUCUUUUCAAAUAAUGUCUCUCAUAAAAAGUGCUGGUUUUCCUUCCCCACACGAAGAGUGUAGUUGGAAGGAUAAACCAGAAAUUAGGUUAAAAUGCUACACUGCAUAACACAUUUCAUAACAGGCAAAUAUGGGGUUUAAUCUGGUAUUAAUGAUGUAGGCAUCAUCUGACUAGAACACCAUACUGUAUUACUUAACACAGUGCAUUGUUUGGUUAGUGUGAGUUUCUUGUGCUAUUCAGAGCCUGCUGAAAUGCAUGGCUGACCUAAUUUCUGAUUCUGAUAUUUGCCUGUUUUACAGUUUUUGUGUGAGUGCAAUAAAUAAAGCCUCAAGAUUU
Mauremys reevesii (Reeves's turtle) is the source of this 4189-nucleotide messenger RNA. It is a transcript of the gene RNF152, whose product is annotated as ring finger protein 152. The record is from RefSeq and is a predicted model, not a curated record. Gene Ontology annotation, cellular component: lysosome; lysosomal membrane. Gene Ontology annotation, biological process: positive regulation of autophagy; negative regulation of TORC1 signaling; protein polyubiquitination. The coding region runs from base 593 to 1204 and encodes 203 amino acids. The transcript is spliced from 3 exons. Lineage: Eukaryota; Metazoa; Chordata; Testudines; Geoemydidae. Gene Ontology annotation, molecular function: ubiquitin protein ligase activity.